Molecule: messenger RNA, 681 nt
Organism: Neltuma alba
Lineage: Eukaryota; Viridiplantae; Streptophyta; Magnoliopsida; Fabales; Fabaceae
Exons: 2
Coding region: 34-381 (115 amino acids)
Source: RefSeq, a predicted model, not a curated record
CUGCGCAUUAAAGAAUGUGAAGAGUUGGAGGAAAUGAUGUCAUCAGAACAUCACUUUCCAGAUGCAUCCUCAAGUUCCUUCUGCUUCCCAUUACUUGAAACUCUUGUUGUCUUUAGAUGCAGAAAGUUGAGAUGCCUCUUCCCCUCUCUGCCCUCUACUCAACAUCAUCUUCCACAAUUGCGACAGAUGACGAUUGGAGAGUGCUCUGAACUAGAAGGACUUUAUAAUUGCGACGAACAUGAAAUCCAUGAGGAAGGCUUCAUCAACAACAUACUUCCAAACCUCACAUUUUUUCUGGUCAAGAAUUGCCCUGUCUUUUCCAACACCACACUUGCUGCUCUUGAAAGGCAGAUACGCUGUCGGCUGGGGUUAUUGCGAUGAAGAUAAUUUCUGUUACUAUGACGGAGGAGGAUAUGAAUGCGAUGGUGAUGCUUUGAGAUUGUGUCUGCUUCUUGUUCCUGCAUUAAAUUACGAAAGAGUUGCAAUUGUGCUUGUGAUAGUUGCCUUACAAUGUUUAAUAUUUGCUUCAUUUUUAUUUUUGAACACUUUGGUUUGUUGUCUACACAAACAAGUGAUACUUUCUGCUUUCUAGAGUUUCAACGAACACCUGUGCCUAUCCAUAUUCAAGGCAAAAACAAGGUAUAUUUGAGCUGAUUUUGAUUUCCAAGUGACAUUAAUUAA